Lathyrus oleraceus (garden pea) is the source of this 1740-nucleotide messenger RNA. RefSeq names its product pentatricopeptide repeat-containing protein At4g39620, chloroplastic. The record is from RefSeq and is a predicted model, not a curated record. The coding region runs from base 43 to 1515 and encodes 490 amino acids. The transcript is spliced from 2 exons. Lineage: Eukaryota; Viridiplantae; Streptophyta; Magnoliopsida; Fabales; Fabaceae. Gene Ontology annotation, molecular function: mRNA binding; protein binding.
GAUGCCAACACAUUCUCUCUCUCCUGCAGUAAACUUCCAUGAAUGCUAUCUCACUCUCACUCUCUGCAACAACCAUUCCCAAUUGCCAUGUCUGCUGUUUCUUUCUCCACUCCUUCUUCUUACUAUCAUUCAUGUCCAAGCUCUAAUCCUCCACGCGUAACCCUACUCACCCGAAUUUCUUGCGUCUCCAACCCGACCCGUCCGAUUAGGAAGCGAACGACCGACCAAUCCGAAACCCUAGAGUUUGUUCGCUUGCUCACUCGGAAGAUAACCGACAAAGAACCAUUGCUGAAAACAUUGAACAAGUAUGUCAAGGUUGUUAGAACCGAGCAUUGUUUCUUGCUCUUUGAAGAACUAGGAAAACAUGAUAAAUGGCUUCAAUGCCUUGAGGUUUUCAGAUGGAUGCAGCGACAACGAUGGUAUAUUGCAGAUAAUGGGGUUUACUCUAAACUCAUAUCAAUUAUGGGAAAGAAAGGACAAAUCAGGCUGGCUAUGUGGCUUUUCUCGGAGAUGCGGAACACUGGCUGUCGCCCGGAUACUUCUGUAUAUAAUUCACUUAUUUCUGCCCACCUUCAUUCGCGGGACAAGUCCAAGGCGUUGGACAAAGCUCUUGGGUACUUUGAGAAGAUGAAAGGAACUGAGCGGUGCAAGCCCAACAUCGUUACAUAUAAUAUUCUUUUGAGAGCUUUUGCUCAGGCUCGGAAUGUAGAUCAGGUGAACUCUUUGUUCAAAGAUCUUGACGAGAGUGUUCUUUCAUCGGACAUUUACACUUUCAACGGUGUGAUGGAUGGAUAUGGAAAAAACGGGAUGAUUCGAGAUAUGGAAUCGGUGCUUGCUCAGAUGAAGAGUAAUCAGGUUAAGCCCGACUUGAUUACCUACAAUUUGCUCAUUGAUGCAUACGGGAAAAAGCAGCAAUUUGAUAAGAUGGAACAAGUAUUUAAGAGUUUAUUGCAUUCCAAGGUGAAGCCGGCACUGCCUACAUUCAACUCAAUGAUUUUGAACUACGGAAAGGCACGACAAAAGGAUAAAGCAGAAGAUGUUUUCCAAAACAUGACCGACAUGGGUUAUACUCCGAGUUUUGUUACGCAUGAGAGUCUCAUAUAUAUGUAUGGCUUAUGUGGCUGUGUCUCCAAAGCUGUAGAAUUGUUCGAUAGACUGAUUCGAUCAAAUGUUCCGAUAAAAGUUUCAACAUUAAAUUAUAUGCUUGAUGUUUACUGCAUAAAUGGUUUGCCACAAGAAGCAGAUUCACUGUUUGCGAGGGCAAGGAGUUUAAAAAUAAUUCCAGAUGCAUCAACUUAUAAACUUCUUUAUAAGGCAUACACUAAAGCAAACACAAAGGAGCUUCUAGAUAAAUUGCUAAAGCAAAUGGAUAAAGAUGGCAUUAUCCCUAAUAAGAGGUUCUUUGUAGAUGCUUUGGGUGCUAUUGGAUCUUCGAGGGUAAAGUCGGGAUCUGCAAAUGCUGGAACUGAUUCAAAUAGUACACAAAAAAUUGUGAAAACUCAACUACAAACAUAGUUGGCAAUUCACACCGAGAAUUCAUUGGCCCAUCCACAACUUCCAUACAAUACAAGCAGCUCUGUUCACGCGUGUGGUGGUAUGAUAACUCCCUUUGCUAUAAGCUUUCCCUCAUUCUAUUUUACAGUGCACAGAUUCACCCUUUUAGUAUUUGAUUUAUCUUAACUUUGGUGUAUAUGAUCAUUAUAUUACUUUUACCUAAUUCAACGGUUGGAUUUGUUAUUA